AUGCACGACGACCUUUUUACACAACGGCUGCAACAAUAUGUGACGAAUAACUCAGUAUCCGAAUCUAAGAUUCAUCCAUGUAAAAAAAUCAAAAAUCAUACACUGCGAACAAUAAAUAUACUGAUCGAUUGUUGUUAUCAACUCGCAGCGCAUAUACAAGCAAUGCAGACUGAAGAUUCCAGAAGAUUUGUCAUUGAUACUAGUGAAUCAUUUGUAUUUCGAUGCUUCUUAACAAAAUAG
Molecule: messenger RNA, 240 nt
Organism: Adineta ricciae
Lineage: Eukaryota; Metazoa; Rotifera; Eurotatoria; Adinetida; Adinetidae
Source: the annotation of a GenBank genome assembly